Molecule: messenger RNA, 1958 nt
Organism: Coffea eugenioides
Lineage: Eukaryota; Viridiplantae; Streptophyta; Magnoliopsida; Gentianales; Rubiaceae
Product: coiled-coil domain-containing protein SCD2-like
Exons: 17
Coding region: 1-1863 (620 amino acids)
Biological process (GO): cytokinesis by cell plate formation
Source: RefSeq, a predicted model, not a curated record
AUGGAUCGAAUGAGGCCCGUGCAUGUGAGGCAGGCAAGUGGAUCAACCACGCCUACUUCAAAUACACCUUCCUUACAAAUGAAUUCACCAUUGAACCGUCACAUGCGUUCGGGUUCAACUGGCAACUUGAAGAAACCACAACAUACAAAAGCUGCAGCUCAGAGGCUUGCUCAGGUCAUGGCACACCAGAUGGCUGAUGAUGAAGAUGAUGAGGAUGAUCUUCUGUAUGAGUACAAUCCUUCAAGUCUCUCAGCAGGUAUUGGGCUUGCAAGUUCAAGGCCAACAAGAGCUCGCUCUCCGAUGUCAAUUCGCAACCCCGUGGAACAGUCUUCAUCCCUGCGAUCCGCAUCAGGUUUGCGGGCAUCUCCAGCUGUCAACUCAGUGGAAAAGCAACCUUCAUCAGUUCGUUCAACGGGAAACAUCCGAUCAUCUCAUUCCAAUUCCUUGGAACAGAUUCCCUCCAGUCAUUCUCUUGUAGCAGGUCGAUCAACUCAGUCGAAUUCCUUGGAACAAAUCCCCUCUAAUUAUUCUGUUGUAGCUGGUCGUGCAUCUCAAUCAGCAAGCUCGGUGGAUGAAGCGCAACCUCCAUCUGCGAGUAAUAAUUCAGCAGUCAGUCGAACAUCUCUAUCCAAUGGUGUUGAACAACCUCUCUCCGCUCGUUCACAUAGCCGUCCAAAUCUUGGUGUCAAGACAGUUCCCAUGGUACCCCCCGCUGUACCACUAUCACUUAGGUCCAAUGUAUCCACUAUUCCAGCUGAGGUUCAACCAGAUAGUCAUAAGGAUAAAAGGUUAUCUUUGGAUUUUGGAACUUUCAAAUACAAAGAAGCUGGCCAACAAUUGUCCUCCUCUUCUGACCUACAAGAUCAGAUUGACAUGCUCCAAGAAGAAAAUGAAAGUUUAAGUGAAAAGGUUCGACUUGCAGAGGAAAGAUGUGAUGAAGCAGAAGCUAGAGUUAAGCAGCUUGAGAAACAGAUUGCAAAUCUCGGAGAAGGGACAUCAUUAGAAGCUCGUCUCUUGAGCAGGAAAGAAGCAGCUCUACAACAAAGGGAGGCUGCUCUGAAAGUUGCAGCACAAUAUGCUGGACAAGGUGAGAUUGAAGCAUUGCGUACAGAAGCUGAGUUACUCAGAACAAUGACACACAGAAUGAUACUGACUCAGGAAGAGAUGGAAGAGGUUGUUCUAAAGAGGUGUUGGCUCGCUCGGUAUUGGAGUUUAUGUGUCCAAUAUGGUAUUCACGCAGAGCUAGCUCCAGCUAGACAUAAAUAUUGGUCCUCUUUUGCCCCACUUCCCAAUGAAGUCGUCUUAGCUACUGGCGAGAGAGCAAAAAAUGAAAAUGCCUCAGUAAAUAAUGAUGUAGAGGAGAGAGACAAAGUUAUAAAGGAUAAUCAUGAACUUUCAUCAGAAGGAAGUGUGGAAAGCAUGCUUUUUGUGGAGAAAGGUCUGCGAGAACUGACAUCACUCAAGGUAGAAGAGGCAAUAGCUGUUGCAAUGGCCAAAAAGAGACGUCCAAGUCUAAUAAAAGAUGAGUUGAGACUACCAAUUGAAGGGCAGCAUUUUGCAGAAGCAUUUGAACUAAGCCCAGAGGAGUCUGAAGAUGUACGUUUCAAGGAGGCUUGGCUCGCUUAUUUCUGGAGAAGGGCAAAGAAUCAUGGAGUGGAGCCAGACAUUGCAGAGGAGCGAUUGCAAUUUUGGAUCAGCCAGGGAAAUGGAGUUCCAAACUCAAACACUGCAGUUGAUGCUGAACGUGGGCUCAUUGAGCUCAAGAAGUUGGGAAUUGAAAUUCAAUUGUGGGAAGAAUCUCGAAAGAUGAUUGAUCCUUACUCCAACCAUAAGACACAGAUGGACUACGAGCUUCAACAUUAAGCAAAUCUUUCUUUUUCUUUUUUUCUUUUCCUCAAGUAUUUUAACUAUUGAAAUUUUGCGAGUCAUUUCCCUUGAAAAGUGCCCAAGUCCUUAGA